Ictidomys tridecemlineatus (thirteen-lined ground squirrel) is the source of this 3373-nucleotide messenger RNA. It is a transcript of the gene Dnajc9, whose product is annotated as DnaJ heat shock protein family (Hsp40) member C9. Gene Ontology annotation, molecular function: heat shock protein binding. NCBI's taxonomy places the organism in Eukaryota, Metazoa, Chordata, Mammalia, Rodentia, Sciuridae. Gene Ontology annotation, cellular component: nucleus; cytoplasm. The record is from RefSeq and is a predicted model, not a curated record.
GAACCCCUGGAUUCAAAUUCAAUCCCUGGCACCAAGAUAAGACAAAAAAAAGAAAGAAAAAAAGACUGAGAUACAGGAAAUUAAAAAGUUUCUAAAACCCUAUCAAUAUUCAAAUGUAUUCUCUGGGUUCUAUACUCUGAGAACAAUUAAUGGUCAUCUCAAAUUCUAGAGUCUUGGAAACUCCCCUAGGAUUGUUUUGGUUGGCUUCUGCUUGCUUUGAGAAGACGUUCAAGACAUGACAGACAGGCAAUGGACUUUAUGUAGAUUUGACCUGGGAUCUGAGAAAUGCUUUUGAAAAACCCUGGCAACUCUGGAUGUUUCAAAGAUCAACGUGCCUUGGAAAGUUUGAGGCUUUGCAGGAACUUCUGGCAGAGGAUUAUGGGAUUCUGGAAAUUCCUGAUUGUGAGGAGAACUGAUGUGAAAUGAGUUAUUAUUUUGAGCUCCAAUGAGUUUCUUUCAACUCACUUUCCAUUCUGGUUUAUCCUUUGUCUGGACUAAGAUCUAUAUACACAUAUUUCUUGUGUGGGCUUAUCUUGAUUUCCAAAAUUUUCUCCAGCCUUAGUCUUGCUUUGGAUCUCCAAGCCUGUUUCACACAUGUAUUGGAUGAUAGCCCCAGCCACCCUGCUGUCCCCUCAAAUCCAAUAUGCUCAAAUUCCGCUGUGAACUUUACUAAGCAUUAAAUAGUUUCUGCUUCAGCAGCUUCGGUCUUUACUAAAAUGAGAGGUUGGGUCAUCUUACCUCCUCCAGUGUAUAAGGUAACUCUGGAACAGGAAGAUGAUUGGGGUUGACAUGAGUACUAUCAGAAUUUCGUUUUUUAAAAUACUAAGACAGGUGUUUUGUGCUUUUAUUCAAAUAGUCUUUUUGCUGCAGGGCUUGAAAGAAAGUACCCUGACACUACUUUACUGAAUUAUUUGGGAAAAUACAAAUUUACUUAACAGGUUGAGCCAUGUGAAAUUACUGAAUCUGAUACAGACCAGUUAUCAUUUAAAAAAAAAACAAAACUUUGACUUGUAAAUACAACCUAAUACACGGAUAUUCUUAUCAGUGAAGAAGUGCCUGCUGGAACACUGGGAGCAACAUAGAAGAUUAAAGUUCCACAGCAAGAGGAGGGCGGGCUCGAGAGGAUGUGGCGGAUCCGUGACGGUUAGGGCUCUCGGUCUAGAAAACCCAGGCGCCGGUUGCACUUCCGGGUCUGGUUUUUCCGCGGCCCCGCCCCUUCCGGGUAUUUUGUGACGCAGGCGCCCUGGGCUUUUUGAGCGGGAAAAGGAAGCCGGGCAAACUAAGGUGUCGCGGAGACUUUCCGCUUCUCAGCAUGGGGCUGUUGGCGCAAUGCGAGCAGGUGUUCGGUACCACCGACCUUUACCGGGUGCUGGGCGUACGGCGCGAGGCCUCAGACGGCGAGGUUCGUCGCGGCUACCACAAAGUGUCCCUGCAGGUUCACCCUGACCGGGUGGACGAGGGAAACAAGAAAGACGCUACCCUUCGGUUCCAGAUCCUUGGGAGAGUUUAUGCGGUUCUAAGUGACAAAGAGCAGAGAACAGUGUAUGAUGAGCAGGGAACAGUGGACGAGGACUCUACGGUGCUCAACCAAGACCGGGACUGGGAGGCCUACUGGAGGUUACUCUUUAAAAAGAUAUCUCUAGAGGACAUUCAGGCUUUUGAAAAAACCUACAAAGGUUCUGAAGAAGAACUGGCUGAUAUUAAGCAGGCCUAUCUGGACUUCAAGGGUGACAUGGAUCAGAUCAUGGAGUCUGUGCUUUGUGUGCAGUACACAGAGGAACCCAGGAUAAGGAACAUCAUUCAGCAAGCUAUUGACGCCAAAGAGGUCCCAUCCUAUAAUGCCUUUGUUAAAGAGUCAAAACAAAAAAUGAAUGCAAGGAAAAGGAGGGCUCAAGAAGAAGCUAAAGAAGCAGAAAUGAGUAGGAAGGAGUUGGGGCUUGAUGAAGGAGUGGAUAACUUGAAAGCACUCAUUCAGAGUAGACAAAAGGAUCGGCAAAAGGAAAUGGACAAUUUUCUGGCUCAGAUGGAAGCAAAAUACUGCAAACCUUCCAAAGGAGGAGGGAAAAGAUCCGCUCUCAAGAAAGAAAAGAAAUAAUGGAAUUUUUCUCUUCAAAGAUCCUUAAGCUUUCAUCAGUGCCACUGGAAGCAAGGUGUAGUCAACACUUAAAGGAAAAAGUUAACCUAACUCUUGAGAGAAGUUGUCUUUCCAGCCUAAAUUACUUAGAUUGACUAAACCAAGCAGAAAUUUUGAAGCUGUUUUUAGUGUAACCUAGAAAUUACCUGACACUGUGAUAUCCUCAUGUGAAGGAAUGUGAUAGUGAAGUUGGGAGGGUGGUAUACUUCUGAUAGCACUUCUAUGGCUCUUCAUCCAUAUCUAGAAUGUGGGUCUAAGGCUAAGGAUAUAGGUCAGUGGUAUAACACUUGCGUCGCUGGGUUGAUCCCCAGCACUGGAGAGGCGGGGGAAGAAUGUGGAUCUUCAUGUAGUACUUUCAGUGUGUGCCUGUCUUUUAGACCUAGUUAGAAAGAACACUUACUUGCUGAGCAGCUGUCUUCCAAAUAAUUGGCCAGUUUGCUUUUGGUCUUAAUGAUCUUCAAUAUUAAGACCCUCUCCUAUUUUUUUCCCCUCCCUGAGGCAGGUUUUGUACUCCUUUUCCUGAGGUAUAGAAGAAGCAAGUACUCGGAUUACUUCAAACAUUUUGGGAUUUUAUAUAUGAUUAAAUAAGUAAAAAAUUAGGGGCAUUUUAAAUGAUCCCCUAUAUCAUUUAAAUGUGAUAUAGAUAAAAUAUGGUGUUUUGGAUAAAGAAGAGCCAAAAAAAUAAUCCUAGUUAGCAUGACAAUAGAAAUCCUGGUUUCUCUAGCAUAAAGAGAUAUAUGUUAUAGUCCUGUCUGAUUGCUGCUUGGUGUCCUUAUCUCCCUCUUCUGUUCAAAAUAAGAUCUAAAGUUGUCAGAUUCUAUAUAUUAAAGUAAAAGAAAAUUGCACUGGUUUGAAGACACAAACACACAAGAAUGAGGGAAUUGGGCUAAAUAACCUUCUGACUCUUAACUUUGAAAGGCAAGCCAUAUAUGGAUCCAGUGAUUUGUUACAGGGCAGUCAGUGGACUGAUUUGUGAAAACAGUACAAAUUUUCACUUAUAUUUCUAUGAGUUGGUGGUAUGUAUUCAUUAGAAUAGAUGGAUUUUUAAAAAGGACUGUUCAAUUUAAAAUCUGAUUUGUAGACUCAUUCAAUGUACCAUAUGCAUAAAACAAACCUAUUGCUAUUGAACAUUAUGUAUAAUAAUUUAUCUAAAAGUAAGCACAUGACAGUUUUCAGUUUGUGAUUACAAGCAAGUUAAAAAAUACUCUUUUAAUUGUAUUAAAAUGUAAUUCAGUGCAA